CUUCCGAAUAUAAGUCAGUAGCAGCAGCAGCAGCAGCAGCGUAUCCCUUCGUUGGCUCGCGAUCAAUACUCAUCCGAACCGAACGGAUAAUGUGCAGCAGUGCAGCGAUUGUUGUCUAUUGUCUCGUGAAUAGUUGAGUACUGACUACUGAGCUUACUCUCGUGGUGUCUCGAGUUCUUAGGCGAAUGUUUCAUCUGCGAUAUAAAUUUUUCGCAUGUAUGUUUAUUUUUCCAGUGCAAAAUAAAUAUGUAUUUAUACAUUGUGUACAAAACGCUGCUCCACAUAAAUAUUAUUGUGUCUUGCGAAGAACAUUAUUGUCAGGGGAAAUUUCGAGAAACUCGUUGAGAGUGCAGUGAUCGCUAAAUUUUGUAUUCUGUAGCGCGCUUAGACGCGCGGUAGAACAAAACGGCGAAGAUGAAGAGACAGAAUGUCAGGACUUUGUCAUUAGUAGUGUGUACAUUUACAUAUCUCCUUGUUGGCGCUGCGGUAUUUGAUGCCCUUGAAUCGGACACUGAGAAGAAACGCUGGGAAUUUCUCUCGGAGAUACGCCGUAAUAUGAUGAGGAAGUACAAUAUUACGCCGGAGGACUAUAAGAUGGUAGAAAUUGUAAUAAUAGAGAACAAGCCACAUAAAGCGGGACCGCAGUGGAAAUUUGCGGGUGCUUUCUAUUUUGCCACUUUAGUAUUAGCCAUGAUUGGUUACGGGCAUUCGACUCCUGUGACCAAAACCGGAAAGGCAUUUUGUAUGGUAUAUGCAGUGGUAGGAAUUCCUUUGGGAUUGGUAAUGUUUCAAAGCAUUGGUGAACGAUUGAACAAGUUUGCAUCAGUUGUGAUUAGACGAGCAAAGACGUAUCUCAGAUGUCAAAAAACCGAAGCUACAGAGAUGAAUCUCAUGCUAGCGACUGGUUUACUUUCAAGUAUAAUUAUUACGACAGGUGCUGCAGUGUUUUCGAGAUAUGAGGGUUGGAGCUACUUUGAUAGUUUUUAUUACUGUUUUGUGACGCUUACAACUAUAGGUUUUGGUGACUAUGUCGCUCUUCAGGUAAAUAACGUUUGGUUGAUCGUCAGCGAGAGAAGCAGUAAGAUUUAUAGACAAAUUACUUUGCAGAAUGAUCAAGCGCUUUCCAAUAAACCUGGAUAUGUGAUUUUGAGUUUGAUCUUUAUCCUAUUUGGUUUGGCCGUAGUUGCUGCCAGUAUUAAUUUGCUCGUAUUGCGCUUCAUGACGACGGAUUCCGGUGAGGCGCGUCGUGACGACACUGAGCUGCAAUCGGCUUCCCAUCACGUAUUGACGUUAGACGGCGAGGUUGUGGCGGUAAAUGGAAAGCUUCUGGCCAGUCACGUGCCUGUCGUGCACGACACGGACGAUUGUGUGAGCGUGUGCUCUUGCACUUGUCUAGGCCCAGCGAAUUCCGAGCUAUUGGAUCCUUCCGGAUAUCAAGGAUAUCGACCACCCCCGACUUCUGCCAGUCUCCGAGUAAAACGUGCGUCCGUCUGAUGGAGGGAGUUUCGUCGUCGCAGUUUACGUCGCCGAUUUUUAAAGGCCGAUAGCCGAGAAUUGCUCGGCAUUGAUGUUUAAGAUUGCUGGUUCCCCGCACAAAAAGCUCCUCGCGAGAAAAUACCGCACACUGUGAUACAUCUACGAAGGACAAUUUAUAACUUUACGUAAAUAUUUUCACAUUCUGUGUGGAAAGUAAAAUUUUAAAAACUGCCAUUUAAAAAAAAAUUUGAUGUUUGAUACGUCUAAUUAGAACUCUGAUUGUUGAUCAUUGUCCGAGUCCUGGCUAAAACUUGAAGAGGGACACUUGAAUAAUGUGUUCCUACUGCAUUUUCUUGACGUUAUAUCAACCCGUAUCCCAAAACAAGUUGAUGCAUUUUGAUAAUUAAUGUUGCUCAACUGUGUCCAUUUUUGACGCAUGAAUGACGUGUAUGUAAACCCCGUGUGACGCUUAAUUUGUCAAGUGAAAAUAUGACAAAUUAUUUGAAUAUUCAAGUGGUGAUCUUUGCAAUAUUGUAUCUUAAAAAAGUGCAACAUCCGUUAAACCUCAGAAGGGAUAUAUGUACGAUCGAGUUAUCAACUCGCGAAUUAUUCAAAAGAUGAUGGCGCAUUUAUAUAUCGUAAUAUUAUUAAUGUUGUAUUAAUGUAAUAUAUAUGCAAAAUGAAGAAGCAUAGAACAUUUGGAUAAUCUAGAGGUUUUCAU
Molecule: messenger RNA, 2197 nt
Organism: Trachymyrmex cornetzi
Lineage: Eukaryota; Metazoa; Arthropoda; Insecta; Hymenoptera; Formicidae
Gene: Task7
Product: TWIK-related acid-sensitive K[+] channel 7
Exons: 4
Coding region: 415-1494 (359 amino acids)
Biological process (GO): stabilization of membrane potential; potassium ion transmembrane transport
Cellular component (GO): plasma membrane
Molecular function (GO): potassium ion leak channel activity; outward rectifier potassium channel activity
Source: RefSeq, a predicted model, not a curated record